UGGAGAUUGCGAAGGCAUUCCGUGCCGUAAUUCUUCUCGACGAGGCUGACGUCUUCAUGGAAGAACGAUCGACCAAGAACAUCGCACACAACGCGUUAGUCGCCAUUUUCCUCCGUCUUCUAGAGUACUACCAAGACAUCCUGGUCCUCACCACAAAUUGUGUCAAGAACAUUGAUGAUGUGAUCCACUCCCGCGCCCACAUGAUGCUCCAAUACCCAAGCCUGAGUGUCGCGGCCCGGGAGAAAUAUGGCGGAAUUUCGCGGUGCAUAUCGGCGGUCUCCGGCUUUCUGAUGAGGAAUACAACUAACUGCACAGCGUGAGCUCAAUGGGCGCCAGAUCAAAAACAUAUUCGAAUUGUGUAAGGCCCUGGCUGUCGAUAAGGGGAAGGAUAUCUCUUUUGAUCUCGUGAUGAUGGACCUCGAUGUUAUGGAGUCUCAGGCACCCUGACUAGGCACUGUCUAACAAGAGAUGGACCUUUCAACGCCUAGUAAUUCUCAGUAAUAGGCUGCGCUCUUUGGC
Aspergillus alliaceus is the source of this 519-nucleotide messenger RNA. RefSeq lists its product as uncharacterized. NCBI's taxonomy places the organism in Eukaryota, Fungi, Ascomycota, Eurotiomycetes, Eurotiales, Aspergillaceae. The coding region runs from base 57 to 320 and encodes 87 amino acids. The transcript has a single exon. The record is from RefSeq and is a predicted model, not a curated record.